AUGUCUGCCCGCAAAGAAGAGAUGGCAACCAAACUCCCCAUCCCACGCCUGCAACACCAAAGACGUGACAGUGGCAGGCGACGUACGAGUCGCGCUUGCGACUCUUGCAGAGAACGCAAAACCAAAUGCGAUGGCAACAAGCCCGUCUGCUCUCAGUGUCGUUCCAUAAGCCGAACCAACUGUCUCUAUUCAGAGGCAAAAUUCGUCCGACGACAAAAAGAACUCGAAUCGGCGCGAAGAAAGGUCGAGCGCUACGAGGAACUGCUUCGUAGUAUUUCCACAGAUCUCGAAGGGCCUAUCGCAAACCGCGUCACAAAUGCUCUCAAGGACCUGCCUACCAGAAACCCAGCCCGCCAAAGGAAAACGUCUAGUGCCUCUUCCACAUCGCCAGGUUCCCUAGAGGGGAAUGAAGCCGUUACCGAAGAUCUAAAUCGAGAUGAAAAAAGUCGAGCGACUGGGUAUAUCGGAAAAACGUCCGAAAUUGUGUGGAUGCAGCGCUUGGAGUCUGAGGCUAUGAGUCAAGAUACCGACAACUUUCUGUCCGAGACAGAAGCCACACAGGCUUCUGUCCGGCGAUUCGAAGAGACGAAUGCUUUCGUCCUACCCCCGAAAAGGCUAGUAGAUCGAUUAUUUCAAGUCUAUCUGCAGAACGUACAAACUUCCUUGCCGUUCAUUCGACCGCAGCUAGUUCGUGAACAAUAUAAUCGCUGUUACGCGACCACUCAAAACCCCGGCAGGAAAUGGUUGACCAUCUUCAAUCUUAUUCUCGCCAUUGGUUCCGUCUUUUCUCGGCUAUCGCGGCAGGACAUACAGCCUAAUGGCGAUGAGAACCUAUUUUUUUCGCGAGCUAUAUCGCUCAACGUUCCGAAAAGUAUUCUUCAUAAUCACGAUGAUUUGCAACAAGUACAAGCCGAAGCGUUGAUGUCAUUCUACCUGCUGAUUGUCUCGCAGGUAAAUAGGUCAUGGAAGAUGAUCGGCAUUGCUGCACGGUCCGGCAUCAAUUUUGGCCUGAAUCUCCAGAAAAAGGAUGCUGGACUCGACUUGAAGUCAGAUGAAGCCCGAAAUCAGCUAUGGUGGUCAAUUUUCCGAUUAGAACAUCUUCUGUCUGUCAUGACUGGGAGAGUUUCUUGCCUGGGGGAUUCUUCUAGCUCUGCGCCUCCGCCACUAGCCUUUGAAAAUCUGGCUCAUCCAGGGCAAGUUACCCAUGAGCCAGCCAGCUCGCCAUCAACUCCGAUCAGUACCAUAAAAUGGUCUCUACACCUUGAUCGAGAGCAGAUAGAAUCUCAAAGUACUUUGUUGAAGACUUUUUCGCCGAGUCCAUCUCUUUACUUUUUCUAUGCGGUAGAUCUAUCCCUGGUCGCUCAUGCUAUCUGUAAUGGAAUAUAUGCAUACAACAGCCCUCGGAUAAGGUGGAGCCAGAUCGAAAGUCGCAUUGCUCUCUACGGCAAGAAGAUGGAUGAUUGGUUGUUGAGCUUACACCCUUCCUUCUGCUUUGAAGACAUCCACAGUGAUCAAUCACAAGGGAGCAAAUCAGCCUUUCAGGUUUCUCUAGCCUUGAAUUAUCAUAGUGCCCGGAUCAUACUCAAUCGACCCUGCCUUAAACGCCGCAGAAGUGGAAGCAAGAGUAGCACGGAGCGUACUCGUUCACGGCACAAUAAUAUUUCUGCCGUAGCCUGUCUCCAAGCUUCCCUGAGUAUUAUGAGACUGCUGCCAGACCGGACAGAUCUCGCUUGGUGCUAUAAACUCCUACAGUGGUGGGAUUUCCUACACGUUCUCAUCCAGGCUACUGUGAUCCUACUUCUCGAUUUGACAAUUAGCCCGGCGGCAACGAGGCCAGAGGAGGCUCCAGUGCUUACUGUGUCAACUACAGACGUUUUGAACGGAGCGAAAAAGGGGCUUUUAUGGUUGUAUUGCUUAGGAAGCACAUCGGAGGCAGCUCGACGGUCUUUCAGGUUUUGCAAUGCCUGCCUUUGCCGUAUAGCCACAACUCAAGACCUCGAUUUGAGCGGCAUUCCAUUACCGGGUACAUCUUCCUCGGCUUCUGGGAGUUCUCAAGAUGGAAAGGAGACGGUACCUCACCAAGAAAUGGUAGGUGACCCUGAGUCUCCUCGUUCAUCACAAGGUGAAAGAAGCGACGACCUGCAAUUUCAGGAUCUAAAGGAUGUGCAACCUAUGGCUAGCCUACAAGAUCCUUUCGCGUCUGAUGUCGAUAUGUCGGAUUUCAUUUCGUUUCCGGCCGACGAAGAGGUCGAAGACAUGUUGCUAGCCAUGAUGGGAUUUAAUGCAUAG
Penicillium manginii is the source of this 2289-nucleotide messenger RNA. RefSeq lists its product as uncharacterized. The transcript is spliced from 4 exons. Gene Ontology annotation, molecular function: zinc ion binding; DNA binding; DNA-binding transcription factor activity, RNA polymerase II-specific. Bases 1 to 2289 code for a protein of 762 amino acids. The record is from RefSeq and is a predicted model, not a curated record. NCBI's taxonomy places the organism in Eukaryota, Fungi, Ascomycota, Eurotiomycetes, Eurotiales, Aspergillaceae. Gene Ontology annotation, biological process: DNA-templated transcription; regulation of DNA-templated transcription.